This is a messenger RNA of Salvia miltiorrhiza (redroot sage), 2413 nucleotides long. RefSeq names its product jasmonoyl--L-amino acid synthetase JAR6. NCBI's taxonomy places the organism in Eukaryota, Viridiplantae, Streptophyta, Magnoliopsida, Lamiales, Lamiaceae. The transcript has 5 exons. The coding region runs from base 466 to 2262 and encodes 598 amino acids. Gene Ontology annotation, cellular component: cytoplasm. The record is from RefSeq and is a predicted model, not a curated record. Gene Ontology annotation, molecular function: acid-amino acid ligase activity.
GUGGAGCUCUUUUGGUGUGUAUCUCUUUUAUGGAAGUUUGCUUUAUUCGACUUUUGAUGGAGGCCAAAUGGGAUUUCCCGUGUCUGUAAUUAAUUACAUGAUGAAUCUCAAGUUUUUUUUUUUUUAAUUUCGAGUUUUAGUGUAAUUUUGCGUGUCCUUUUCAUGCAUUAAAUUAAAUGACUGCGAAAGAAACUUUCCUAGAUUUUAGCUCACUAGCUUGGGACCUCGUCUUUCAUUUUAUGAAUCUGAUUUUUCUUUAUCUGAAAACAAAAUAAGUCUGUUAGUUUUGAUUCUUCCUUUUACUAUCUAGCAUUUAUCCUCAUAAAGAAGAUAGGGAUCUUGCUUUUUUGUUACACUUUAGUUUCUUGUGUUUUUCUUUUUUCCUCUUUCAGUUGACCUGCUUCUUAAUAUGAACAACUUUCCGCCUAAUAAAGUGAUUAAUUUCUUGUUCUUCAAUGAUUGACCAUGUGUUUUUUCACUGAAUUUAACCGAACUUGUUUGAUCAGCUUCUUGUUGAUUGAAUUAGUGAAGAUGCUGGAGAAAAUGGAGGAAAGAUUUGAUCCAGAAGCAGUGAUAGAGGAAUUCGAGACGUUGUCAAGGGAUGCAGGGAGGGUUCAGAGGGAAACACUGCAGAAAAUCUUGGAUGAAAAUGGUGGAACUGAGUAUAUGCAGAGAUGUGGGCUUAAUGGAAGGAGUGAUCCUGAUAGUUUCAAGGCCUGUGUUCCCAUUGUCUCCCACAGUGACUUGGAGCCUUACAUUCAGCGAAUCGCAGACGGGAAUAGCCCCUGCGCCCUCACCGGAAAACCAAUAACCACCAUUUCCUUGAGUUCUGGUACAACUCAAGGGAAGCCUAAGUUUGUGCCUUUCAACGACGAAUUGAUGGAGAGCACGAUGCAGAUAUACAAGACCUCAUUCGCCUAUAGGAAUAGGGAGUAUCCGAUUGGGAAUGGGAAGGCGUUGCAGUUCAUCUAUAGCAGCAAGCAGUUCAAGACGAAAGGCGGCCUAGCUGCUGGAACUGCCACAACCAACGUCUACCGCAAUGCACAGUUCAAGAAAACGAUGAGGGCAAUGCAGACGCCGUGCUGCAGCCCCGAUGAAGUCAUCUUCGGACCAGAUUUCCACCAGUCGUUGUACUGCCAUCUUCUGUGCGGACUGAUUUUCAGAGACGAGGUUCAGGUUGUCUCGUCCACGUUCGCCCACAGCAUUGUCCACGCUUUCCGGACCUUCGAACAAGUCUGGGAAGAGCUCGUCACUGAUAUCCGUGAAGGGACCUUGAGCAGCCGGAUUACAGUCCCAUCAAUCCGAGCAGCCAUGGGAAAGCUGCUCGAGCCGAAUCCUGAACUGGCAAAUACCAUAUAUAGCAAGAUCUCGGGGCUAAGCAACUGGUAUGGACUAAUCCAAGAGCUGUUUCCGAGCACCAAGUACAUAUACGGGAUCAUGACCGGGUCCAUGGAGCCGUAUCUGAAAAAAUUGAGGCAUUAUGCCGGUGAGCUACCUUUGUUAAGUGCAGAUUACGGAUCUUCCGAGGGAUGGAUAGGAGCCAACGUCAAUCCCAAGCUCACCCCGGAGGUGGCCACAUUUGCUGUGCUCCCUAAUAUUGGCUAUUUCGAAUUCAUCCCUUUAAGAGAGGACCUGAACUGCCAAGGGCAAGAGGCGAAACCCGUGGAACUCACCGAUGUCAAGAUAGGCGAGGAGUAUGAGAUCUUAAUCACCAAUUUUGCAGGAUUGUACCGUUAUAGGUUAGGCGACGUAGUGAAGGUGAAAGGUUUCCACAACUCGACUCCGGAGCUGCAGUUCAUCUGCAGGAGGAAUCUCCUGCUCACGAUCAACAUCGACAAGAACACCGAGAAGGAUCUGCAGCUCGCGGUGGAAGCAGCGGCCCAGCUGCUGGCGGGGGAGAAGCUCGAGGUCGUGGAUUUCACCAGCCGCGUGGACCUGUUGUCCGAGCCCGGCCACUACGUGGUCUUCUGGGAGAUCAGCGGGGACCCCCAAGACGAGCUCCUCCAGGAGUGCUGCAACUGCCUCGACAGGUCCUUCGUGGACGCGGGGUACCUGAGCUCGCGCAAGGUCCGGGCCAUCGGGCCGCUGGAGCUCCGGAUCGUGAGGAAGGGGACCUUCCACAAGAUACUGGACCACUACGUGGGGCUCGGGGCCGCCGUCAGCCAGUUCAAGACGCCGCGCUGCGUGGGCCCCACCAACAACACCGUGCUGCAGAUCCUGUCUGUGAAUGCUGUGAGGAGCUACUUCAGCACUGCAUAUUAGAUUCUUGCAGGAUUUUGAUUUGUUUGGGAAAGAAAAAAUUUGCUGUUUAUUGUUCCUUUGUGUAGCAUAAAUUUUUAUUGUUCUAGCCAAAUGUACUAAUUAAUAAGAACACUUUUCAGUUCAACUGUAUAAAAUCAACAGUUGUAGUCAA